Daldinia decipiens is the source of this 3088-nucleotide messenger RNA. RefSeq names its product WD40 repeat-like protein. Gene Ontology annotation, cellular component: nucleus. Gene Ontology annotation, molecular function: protein binding. The record is from RefSeq and is a predicted model, not a curated record. NCBI's taxonomy places the organism in Eukaryota, Fungi, Ascomycota, Sordariomycetes, Xylariales, Hypoxylaceae. The coding region runs from base 619 to 2448 and encodes 609 amino acids. The transcript is spliced from 3 exons.
GUUAGACGGUAUUGUUUAACACCCUUCACUUGGAGAUCAAUUCCAAUCGUAAACAAUUACCUAAGUACCUACCUAAACCACAAAAACAACUUCGGCCGCCAGUGUCAAAGACGUAGGCGCAAGGCGCAUACGCAAUCAUUUCAGCACGACGCGACAAGGACUGGUUGAGUAGUUGUCUUCCUCAUUAUCUUAUUAUCUACUAUCUACCUCCAUCACCAACUGCGGCGACAACUCCAAUUGCGACCAGCACCACCACCCGCGGUACAUUUCGAUACAUACCUACCUAUUGUUCACUAAGUGGUAAUCGCAAGAGCCCAACCGAUAAUCCUCCCGCCCGACGUCGCGAAUCUAUUUUGACCAGGGGCGUGUCCCGGUUUUUAACUGCUAUCGACUUUUCUACACUCUACUUGCGACAUCCGAUAUUUGAAAAUAUUAGCAAUCAGUAGCCGUUAAAUAACAUCGACGUGAGCGUCGACAGGUCGAGCGACCACCUCCUUACUUCCGCCCCCUCCUGCGGUUUUUGCUCAUACUUGCAUCCUUUGACUGCAACACCGGCCAAUAGCCUUUCGAUCCAACCCAGCAUCUCGCAGCUCUGUCGUGGCUGUUAGCGCAUCCAACAUGAACCAGGCAAGCCAGUACGGAGCCGCCCCGAGACGAACUAAUACAUAUGGCUCUCAGCAUGAUGAACUCCAUAUUUCUUCUACCAUGAGCCACAGCGGCCAAAUCUCUCCGCGGGACUAUACUACCGCCUCCGCUCCGCACAUCAAACUCGACCAACCCGCAUCGCAACCCGUCAAUCCUCAAUACCAAACUUCGGGUGUGCCCAACGUCCUUCAACCUGGAGGACUAGGUCCCGGUCGUCCCCCCGCUCUGACUGCCAAUACCGCACCUACCCUACCCACCAUGUCCGGUGCCAUACAACACUCUCCGAGCGAGUACGCUUCGCCGUCCAAACCACCGACCUUGAGUUUAUCAGCACACGGCUACUCUCGCUCUAGUCCUGCUGCUCCUUACGAGAAUUCUGCUACCUCGUACUCCCCCUACACUCCUACCACCCCCGGAGGAUCCAACCCCGGCUCAUCGCAGUACAUGUCGCCGCAAGAUCCUAAAUAUACCGCUCCCGGUUCUCAGCGAAACAUCUCCAACACGCCGCUCGGCCUAGCAGACAUUCGACCUCGAGCCGAUUCAAGUCUAUCCGACGGCCCGCCCGGUACCCUAGGCUACGAGCUCGCCAACGUUCAACCCUCUACCAGCAAUUACUUGGCUCCUUGGGCCCUAUAUGCAUUCGACUGGUGCAAAUGGGCUCCCCAGGGCAGGGGCGCCGGCAAGGUUGCAAUUGGAAGCUAUCUAGAAGAUGGCCAUAACUUUAUUCAAAUACUCGACACGCAGGUUACGAGUACCCCUUCCGAUAUAUAUACACCUGGUUCGUCCAAGUAUAGCAUGGAAUUUACCAAGGUUGCAGAAGCAACUCAUUCAUACCCUGUUACGCGCCUUCUGUGGGAACCUCCAUCUUCCCAGAAGCAAUCUACUGACUUACUGGCUACGUCUGGCGAUCAUCUUCGGCUAUGGUCCUUGCCGUCCGACGCCCAGUCAUCUCAUUCGAAUAAUAUAACUAAGCCGAACCUGGGCGCACCCAUAACGAAGCUUACACCAUUGGCGCUAUUAUCUAAUUCAAAGACGCCAGACCACACGGCGCCUCUCACAUCGUUGGAUUGGAACACCGUCUCGCCCAGUCUUAUCAUCACCUCCAGCAUCGACACGACUUGCACUAUCUGGGACAUUCCGUCCCUAACAGCCAAGACGCAACUUAUUGCUCAUGAUAAGGAAGUCUACGAUGUUCGAUUUUGUGCCAAUAGUGUGGACGUGUUCGUUAGCUGUGGACAAGAUGGGAGUGUGCGAAUGUUCGACCUUCGCAGUUUGGAGCAUAGUACUAUCAUCUAUGAACCAACCGCCAAGGAUGACCGAGACGCGAAUGGUGGAAGGAUAAGCCCGACGCUGGCCCAGCAAACCAUGUCUCACGCACCGCCCCUCCUGAGGCUGGCAACCUCGCCUCAUGACACUUAUCUCUUAGCUACGUUCGCCCAAGAUUCUAAUAUUAUUCGCAUUCUUGAUGUACGACAGCCGGGGCAGGCGUUGCUGGAACUACGCGGCCACGGGGGAUCCCUGAGCUCGGUUGAAUGGUCUCCUGGAAGGAGAGGGCUACUCGCUUCCGGUGGCGAUGACUGUCAAGUUCUACUGUGGGAUCUUAUUAACAGCACCCCUACCCCCGGUGGUUCGUCUUCCAACGGCGCCGGCUCGGCAGAGAAACACCUCAGCCCAGUUGCUAGCUGGCAGUGCGACUACGAGGUUGGCAACCUUGGCUGGGCGCCUCCUCUCCACAAUGGAGAGGGUGUUGGCGACUGGCUAGGUGUUAGUGGUGGACGAGGAGUCUGGGGUGUCAAGAUCUGAAGUGCUCUAGUUACACAUGUGAAAACCCGGUGCAGUUGGAAUACUACGAAGCAAAACUCCCCUAUGCCAAUAGCCAUGCUCAACGAUAAUCUACAAGCUAGCACUCCCCCUCAGACUGCUAUAUACAUUUACGAAGCAAGGCGUUAUCUGGGCCUGUAUCACGUUUUUGGUUACGAGCGAGCUCUUAGAGUUUGUGAGUGAAGGGCAUAGCUGAGCAGGUGGCAGUCUAUUGUCGGGUAGAGUGGACUGUUUGAUGAAAAUGAGGGAGCCGAUUCGGUAUCCGAUAUGAGGGGCAAAGGUUGUGCCGUUCAACACCAAUUGUCUAGGAGUAUCGUACUCAGUCUUAAUUUGUAUAUUAGCAACCAUUCCAGUGGGCGAGCAGGCAGAAUACCAUGAUGAGUCGGCAGAUGGAUGGAUUAGUAGGCGGCAAAGUGCCACCGGUUGGUGAUUGGUGGUAUACGGCGAGGAACGGCCGCUUCAGUACAAUAAGAAAUCCAUGCACCUUAAAAAAGGGGAGUAGGUGGUGAACUAAGGUGUGUUUUGUUUAUUAGUUACUGUGUUUCUAGUUUUAUGCUUUGUAGUACUUAGAGAAAUAUACCCCGGUGGGUGCAUGGGGAGUAAAAGUACUACGUAUUAUUAG